AGGGAGAGUGGGAAGGUGACAUCCGUCAGCACCUAGCCAUCGGUUGCUUUCUGUACCAUUAUAUGCACACAUGCUGAGAGUGCAUCGAGCGAGGCUGCUGGCGGCGAGCCGCGCGGCGCCCGACGGCGUCGAUGACGACGACAGCCGCGUCUGCUACGCCAUCGCGGCGUCGGUCGUGUCGCUGAUGCUCCUCUGCGGGAUCCUGUCCGUCCUGCCCAGCCCCAGGGCCUUCGUCGUCACCAAGGCAUACGUCAUCAUCGGCGUGCCCGCGGUCAUGCUCGUUCUCACGCUCAUCGGCUGGCUCGUGGCGCCGGGGAUCGGUGCUCUGGUAGCGUGGUGGGCUCCGGCGGCCGCGCCAGCGCCCGCGCGGCUGGCACGCCACCUCUGCGCGUGCGGGCUGACGGUCGCAGCGGUUGGGACGUUCGCGUACGAGGCACCCGCGGCGAACGACGAGGGCGAGCCGCGCCAGAGCUGCGUACUUUGCGCGGUGUGCCUGGAGGACGUGCGGGCCGGCGAGAUGGUGCGGCAGCUGCCCGCGUGCAGGCACAUGUUCCAUGCGGACUGCGUCGACGCGUGGCUGCGCUCCCACCGGACGUGCCCGCUCUGCCGCUGCGAGCUCCCACCGCAGACGGUCGGAGCAAAGGCCGCAGCUGCGCUGUCUUCGCCGUCGCCGGACGCGUUGCCGCCGGUGUGA
Molecule: messenger RNA, 694 nt
Organism: Phragmites australis (common reed)
Lineage: Eukaryota; Viridiplantae; Streptophyta; Magnoliopsida; Poales; Poaceae
Product: probable E3 ubiquitin-protein ligase ATL44
Exons: 1
Coding region: 71-694 (207 amino acids)
Source: RefSeq, a predicted model, not a curated record